ACAAAAUGCCAUUAAUAUGCUGUGAAUGUGGGGUGUAGUGUUCAAAUAAAUGUAACAUAGCAGUGCAAUUCCAGAUUAACCUGUAAGAUAUAGGAGACUUUAGGACAGUGUUUUGGUAAGAAUUUUUCAUGAAGAGGUUGCUGUUUGACAUGGCAGUUAUGGUAGAAGCAUGUUAUGUUGGAGCCCCAAUAAAGGAUCACACCCCCUAAAUUUAGAGGGCUUGUACAUUCUGCUGAGCCUUGCAAAAAAAUAUUUCCAAAAAACGAAAUCUUCAUUAAACUGACUACAGCUCUCUUUCACCCUUUUCCUCCCAGGUUGGUAAAAUGAUGCAUUACUUAAGUACUUUGGUUAAACAAAUAUUUCAGCCAAAAUAUGCAUGCCUAAAUAAAUUAAUCCGAAUGUGCUGGGAUGAGGAACAGCAUCACCUAUAUGCUGGGUUUAACAUAUUUUAUUUUUAUAUGCUGUGUCCCCCACGUGCUAAAACAUUGUAUUUUAAGUGUCUUGCCACAGGCAUUAGAACAUUGGUCGUUCACAGAAAUGCUGCUGAAUUUGUUUCUCGAAAAUGGCCGGCUUGUCCUUUGUGAGUGGGCGCUACUAUCAAAUCUCAGAUUCUAAUUGGUGGCCUGUUGCAAUUGUUUAUUUCCAUUGGUCUAAAAAACAUUCCCGGCUUUGCUUCCCGGUUUGUGUUUGGCUCUCCUCCUGUCUGUUCGCACCGCCCUGUAAGGUAGAGUGGGAGACCCCGUGGCCCAAAGACUUGCGCACGCGCAGACAGGGUCGUGUUGACCGCGAGGAAUUUGUGGGCAAGCGCUGUCUGAUUCUUAUCCCGGGAAAACACACACACACAAAAACCUCCAUAAAUCAGUUUAGUUUUAAAUAAAACACGUCCGACUCCGUCUUGAAACCAAAAUAAAGCCUGCAAGAAGUGGCUGUGUCGGCAGCGGAAUUUGUAAUAUACAGCAGCGCUUCAGUUGGAGAAUGGCUUCUGAGGUGAAUGGCAAUUCUACCCACGCUAAAGAGGAGGAGGAACCCAUGGAUAUCUCAAAUGUAACUCACACAGAGCACUACCAGACACUUAUAGAUGCUGGAUUGCCACAGAAAGUAGCAGAGAGACUUGAUGAUAUUUUUCUAACAGGGUUGGUGGCAUAUGCUGAUCUAGAUGAGAGGGCCAUUGAUGCUCUGAGAGAGUUUAACGAAGAAGGGGCCAUGUCUGUGCUGCAGCAGUUUAAAGAAAGUGAUCUUUCACACGUACAGAAUAAAAGUGCAUUUUUAUGUGGUGUUAUGAAAACUUACAGACAGCGGGAGAAACAAGGGAAUAAGGUACAGGAAUCAACAAAAGGGCCAGAUGAGUCAAAGAUUAAGGCAUUGUUGGAUCGGACAGGGUACACCCUGGAUGUGACCACAGGACAGCGGAAAUACGGGGGCCCUCCACCCGAAGAAAUAUAUUCGGGACAACAACCAGGAGUUGGAACAGAGGUGUUCGUUGGGAAGAUUCCACGAGAUUUGUACGAGGAUGAGCUAGUACCUCUCUUUGAGAAAGCAGGCUCUAUCUGGGAUCUGCGGCUUAUGAUGGAUCCAUUAUCUGGUCAGAACAGAGGAUAUGCAUUCAUCACAUUUUGCAACAAAGACGCAGCACAGGAGGCUGUCAAACUUUGUGAUAACUAUGAAAUCCGGUCUGGUAAAUACCUGGGUGUCUGCAUCUCUGUUGCAAACAAUCGGCUGUUUGUUGGAUCAAUUCCAAAGAACAAGACCAGGGAAAGCAUCUUGGAAGAUUUCAGCAAAGUCACAGAGGGCCUUGUGGAUGUGAUUCUUUACCAUCAGCCUGACGACAAGAAGAAAAACAGAGGCUUCUGUUUCCUCGAAUACGAAGACCACAAAUCUGCAGCCCAGGCAAGACGCAGACUCAUGAGUGGGAAGGUCAAAGUAUGGGGCAAUCCGGUCACUGUCGAGUGGGCUGACCCUGUUGAGGAGCCAGAUCCAGACAUUAUGGCUAAGGUCAAGGUUCUCUUUGUAAGAAAUCUAGCUACCCCUGUAACUGAAGAACUGCUGGAGAAGACUUUCUCUGAAUUUGGGAAGUUGGAGCGUGUGAAGAAACUUAAAGACUAUGCUUUUGUUCAUUUUGAGGACAGGAAUGCUGCAGUGAAGGCUAUGCAGGGAAUGAAUGGGAGAGAACUGGAGGGAGAAGAAAUUGAAAUAGUCCUUGCGAAACCCCCUGAUAAGAAACGAAAGGAGCGCCAAGCUGCCAGACAGACUACCAGAAACACAGGGUAUGAAGAUUAUUACUAUUAUCCUCCGCCACGCAUGCCCCCUCCUGUUAGAGGCAGAGGUAGAGGAGGGAGAGGUGGAUAUGUGUACCCUCCAGAUUACUACAACUAUGAAGAAUACUAUGAUGAUUACUAUGGAUGUGAUUACCAUGACUACCGUGGUGGCUAUGAAGAUCCCUAUUACGGUUACGAUGAUGGCUAUGCUGUUCGAGGAAGAGGCAGCCGAGUUAGCAGGGGUGCCCCCCCUCUCCCCAGGGGCCGUGGGGCUCCCCCGCCACGAGGCAGAGUCGGCUAUUCCCAGCGAGGGGCCCCCAUGGGAGCUCCACGGGGGGGCAGAGGUGGCAGAGGGGGUCCAUCCCAGCAGCAGAGGGGCCGCGGUGUGAGGGGAGCCAGAGGGAACCGCGGAGGGAACGUAGGGGGAAAGAGGAAGGCAGAUGUGUACAACCAGCCAGAUUCCAAGCGCCGCCAGACCAACAACCAGCAGAAUUGGGGCUCCCAACCCAUCGCUCAGCAGCCUCUCCAGCAGGGUGGCGACUAUUCUGGUGAAGAAGCGGCAUCUCCAGCGAUAGAGUGAGGAACACAUCACAGCUGUGUUCUUCAUGAAGGGUGAGCUUGGUUUCAACUCUUCACGACUAACUGGAGGGGUUUCUUCCUCUGGGGUUUAUGGCACUGCUUUCAUUUUUUGGAUGUUUUGCUCAGUACAAGGAUUGAAAUUCCUAUAUUGUGAGGAAAGCUGGACCACCAGCUUUCCAAAUAUGGGUAUCCAUCACUUUCCCAGUAUGUCUGUGACUAGUGUUUAUGGCAAGUUGACCAAACUGCCAUAAAGAAAAAUAAUCAGAAGUACUUGGUCAGUUUUUGAUAUAGCCAGGCUAAUGGGCAUUUCAAUCCUUCAAUCAGUUUAAGAUACAGUACAGGGUAGACAACAAGCAACAGAGAGUUUUAUUUACUGAGCAAAACAUCAAGAACAGUUCAGUCCUCAGAUGAAGACUUCAGUUGUGAAGCAUCCCCAAACAGUAUAAAAACCUUAUUUAAAACAAAAGGUUAUUAUAGCGUGGCAGGCAAGUACAGCUGUAAGCCUUCGUACAUUUGGUGCACGCACUGCCUAAUAUAUUUAUAUUUGGGCGCAGAAUUGCGGAUGGAUGUCUUGAAGGGAAUCCGUGACCCUCGGACACAAAUAGCAGGCUGGCGCAAAUUUUGUCAAAUAGUCACGUCUGCAGGAGACGGUGCUCUCAACUGCAACAUGUUGUUAAGGUUGGCCCUAAGCACAACUGUUAACACAUUGUAGUCCACUUAAGUCUGUUAAAUGUGUUUGCAGAUUUCUAUUGGAUGUAUUAAAAAAAACGUUCCCCAAGUCCUGCAGUCAGGACCAUCGCGCUUGAUACCCUGGGAGGGCAAACUUCAAGGUUAAACAACAAAGAACAUGCAUUUCUUCCAGUUUGUUUGGCAGCAAUCCACUGUGUUCUGUUGUUACUGGUAAAAAGGAUUCUCCCAGCCUGAGAAGAUUGAUUCAGCACUGAGUUGAGCCUCAUGGCUCUUCUUUUACAUUUCUUAAAUCUGAGGACUAACCAGUUCCAUGUAUUUGCUGGUACAAUUGGCACCAAACCUGUGCAUUACACACUUGGACGCACAACCCGAUUGAUCAUUGAUCAUGAUCGGGCACCGGCUAUUGUAUAGGGUGGAUAUGCCAAUACAUGUAAAAGUUAUAUAUUUAUUUUAUUUAUAUUGUGAUUAUAUAAUCUAGCUAGAUAAAUAAUAUUUUGUUGAUCUAAUUUAUAGUAUGGUGAGCAAGAUAAUGUGUCUACUGUCAUGAUUCAUCACUGUUUAUGUAAUUUAGAAUAGACCCACAUUUGAAUUACUUGCUCUAUUAUUCUGUUAUAGUAUAUGCUUAUUUUGCAUGUUUUAUAAUUUUAGCAGUAACGUCUUUAAAGUGUUCAUAAACAAACAAAAAAAAAAAAACUUUUACCAAAUUUUGUAAUCUCCCAUACUGUGGAGUGCAUUAUUUCAUUAUUUGUAAGUACUUCUUGGAUGGAAUAUAUUGUCAGUCAGGAUUCCAGACAGGGUUUUUUCUCUGUGCAGGUAAUGUCCUGUGAGGUAGAUCCAUUCUGUAAUACUAAAGUCAAGUUUUAGUUUUUGCCCUUUUUAAUGACUUUCUUCAAGUAAACACAGUGUGAAGCAUGAGGGCCCCAGUAAAUAUAAAAACCUGUGCCUGGGCAAUAUAAUCCUUUAUGAAUACAACUUUUUUUAUAUCAACUACCCAUGCUAACUAAAUUCCUAUACUAAAGCUGGCUUAUCCGGAACGUGUCUACAGAGGUAGACUUUUCUUCAUAAAAUAACAAUUAAAUAAAUGCCAGCUGUGAGGACAAACUUGGGUAUCGUUCUAAAACCCAUAAUGAAACAAGUUCUUUAUUCUCUGGCUAUUCAAAUUCUUCGAAAACUCUGACCAGAACCUAUUUGCAUACAUAUUUCUAUCAAACAGCUAUUAGCCUGUUUUUAAUUAUAUAAACAUGCAAUAUUAAAGGUUAAUACUAGCCAUUCUUCUGUCAUAUUUCAACCAAAAUGAUUCUCUAUAAAGAUCUGGUGAUACAAAUAGAUCACAGUAAAGGUCAAGUUUACAGAUUCAUUAUUUUCUACAUAGGACUUGGCAUGAUUCAUUUUAAACCCCUUUUAUCUGUAUGGGAAUGUGAAAAACUUGGUGCUAGUCAUAUUGGUACAGAAAAAAAACAAAACAAAAGAACAAUGUAGAUGGUGAGAAUUUUUUAUUGAACCAGCAUAUAUCAUAAAUUCAAGUGUGUCACAUGAAUAGACCUGUUUUGAAAGCUUGUGUUUUGAACUUGUAUAUUGGUCCAAUGGUUACCAGCAUUUAAAAAAAAAAAAAAUUGGCAAAGUAUUAAAUGUUUUGCAGUUCAGACAUGCUCCCACCCAACAAUAACUUUAUUACGAGAUGGAAUAGAAAGCUCUUUAUGAAUAUACUUCAGUUAAACUGACUUCCCCUUGAGGUCUUUGCUUGCUUGGGACGGUCAGUGACCAUUGGGCUGCCAGCACAAGCCCCUGUUUAACAACCACUGAUAGGUGGUAAGAAAUCUCUAAAUGUUUAGUUCACCUCUAGGAUUCGGGCUGUUACAUGAUAAAAAAUAAACUCACAGUACAUGCAGAGUGUCAAAACAUUACUGCAAAAGUGUUUGUCCUGCUAGCCCAGACACAUAAAAAUAACCACAUUAAAGAAUAAAAAACAACAUCUCACCUUAUUGCAAGAAAAUGUACUAUUCAAAAGGAUUUGCAAGAAUUGGAUUGGAAAGAAACGCUAUAUUUCUUAAAUAAACAACUAAACCUUCAAUGCUUUUGAAGAUUUUAGCUAUAAUAUUUGUUUUUUUCCCCCCCUAUUUAUCAGUCAGUCUUGCUCACAUAUAUAUUGCUAUUACUUAGUCCAUACAUGCUUUACAAAUCCGUAUUUUUCAAUUACAUCCUUUUUAAUGCAGGUCCAGUACAGUCUUUUAUUUUUGCAAGUGAAUACUGUGAAUAGGUGAAUAAACCCGAGCUGUGGUGCUUGCACAGACCUUUAGUGAAUCUAAACUGAGGGUUUAUGUGUUUUGAAAAGGUAAGUGUCAACAUUUUUUAUCCUGUAACAGAUGAAAGUGUUUUCCUCUUUGGUUUAAUUAUUGUUUAGUUAGUCCAAUAAAAGGUGUCGCAUCUCCUUCUCUUUUUCUAUCCUCUUUGGUUAUCAAUCGCACAUCUGUCCUGGCUCAAACCUACCAGCAGUUCUCAUCAUUGUUGAUCUUUUUAUUUUUAAGUUUACCCCUGUGUUGGUUAGUAAUAUGGUUUUGUAACAUACAUAGAGGGAUAACCAUGUAAUAUUUUAAUGUUUUUUGUGCAUGGAAAAUAGCUUGUUUGAAUUGUGAUGGCCAUUUUUAUUUCCCUGUUGUGCAUUACUAUAAUCUAUUUACUGGGCUAUUCCCCGACAGUUGUUGCUGCUAUGUAGUGUAGUGUGGUCAGCCUUCCAGGUAUACAUUAUAUAAACCAGUAUGUAUCAAUCUUUAUCUUGUCAGUCACCAGCAAUUGCAACAGAUUCGGUUCAGUUUGAUAAUCACCAAAUGCUAACCAAAUACUGGGUUUGCUGUAAUUUGGCCCUUGUCUGAAAAACUAAACAGAAUCUAUUCUCAUGUUAUAAAUAGAUUAACUCCAUGUGCAUACAUGAUUUAAGACUUUGCUGAAUCCAUUAAAGAGCUGGCAUGUGCACGCACAUUUUAAAAGUCAUAUAUUUUUUCUUUAAAAAUUGAAAAUGGAUUUGUAUUCAUUCAGUCCCUGAUGUUACAUCGCUAUGAGAAAUAAUCUUAUACUCUUCAGAGUAUUGAAUACGUAUAGUGCAGAUUGUCACUAAAAAGGUUGCUUGUAAGUAGUUUAAAAAAAACAGUUGUGCAGUAAACACAUUGCACUGAUAAUACCAAUCUAAAUUGAGGUAGACCAAUACUUUAAAAACAGCAAACUUAAGUGGUACUGGGUUCAAUACUGUGGAAGAUGGAAUUAAUUGAAAUGUAUUUUCUUCUACAACAGGUAUUGGAAUACAAACAGGCAUUUUCACUGCAAUUUUUCUUAAUUUAUACAUUGGAAUGCAUAUUUUCAUUAAAACCUGUUAUUGUUGGAAAACUAUAAAAAAAUAAAAUAAUAAUUGCCCUCCCAUUUUUGUCAAUUGGCAGAACCCAGCUUGAAAAAAAGCAAAACAAUCUUGGACCUGUUUGAUCACUCAUGUACUGUACUCACAUACAUUGUUUACAGACCAUAUGCUGGGUGCUUUUUCAUACAUAUUUCAUCAAAUUUUACAUGAUGACAUAAAAAGAAUCCUGAACAUAAAGUGCCCUCAAUUUCUUACCCCGUCAAGUAAGCAUGUCACAGACAUUUAAUUUGAUCAUUUUCAGUAGAAGACAUCAAAACUUAGAGUACAAUGUCGAGACUGUUCCAAGUAAUACUAAUAUUAUGACAAGUGCCAUAUUCCUAAUUUCAGUAACGGAUCCUGUAUUAGAAUGGGAAAUGAUGUCCAUAGAAAAUUCCCUAGUGUUUCAUUGUACAGUAAAAUUGGCAAGUUCAAACCGGCAGCCCUUCAGAUGUUGACAUAAAAGAUUGACCAAAUCCAGUUCCUUGUAUGACUCGCAUCCAAGAACCUCGAGAAACAUAAAUUCAGUCACUGCCUGGUUUCUGUUUGUUAAUGAAAUGCAGAAACAGUUCGACCGCAGUGAGAAAAAAAAAACAAACAAAACAUUUUAUUGUUUGACUGGUCAAGACAAAUUCUGAGUGAUGUAAUCUACGUAUAUACUGAAAGCAGAAAAAAUGAUCCAAUAUAGUUUAAAUGCUUUGACACAGAAAUCCACGUGCUGUUUCCAGCUCUCCUGGUUUACAACAAAAAAAUCCAGCAAAAAAGAAAAAUCUGAUUUUCAGAUGACUUCCAAGAAAGAUGUAAGUAAGUAAUUUUUGUGUUUUAACUACUUCCUUUUGUCACCUGACUAUCUAUCAGGGAAGCGUGCUUGAAGCUGCCCUGCCCUGACCUGACAUGUCAUGAUGUCGGCUUGCUAGGUGGGGUCUGUGAUGAAGACAGACUAUGGACACCAGGGUAAGAAUGGAUUUUGAAUGUCUUUUUUUUCCCCUUGCCAAGGUAUACUUAUUAAUUUAAGUAAACACAAACAAAUAAUUUGGCAUUUUUAUGCUUCAAAUUCCAAUUCUAUCAAAAAUGAUAAAGGAAUAUUAUAUAUAGGGAUUGUAUAGGGUGGUACAAGAUGAUAUCCACUUCACGAGGGGUCAGAGUUCGCCAGCCGCUCUGUCCAGCACUUCAUGAAAAUCAGCUUGUAUCUUACAUAGCACCCUAUACUAUAUUCUUAUAUAUACAGUAGUUAAAUAAGAAUGUAACAAAGUAUCAUUUUUGAAUGUACAUUGUACAUGAAAACUACAGCAAUGGUUAAAUAUAGACUAAAUAUGUUUCAAUCAAACAUUACGAACAUUGGCCGCAGACUUGUCUUCAAGGCACGCUUGAAAAGAAAAUACAAACCAACUAGGACAUUUCAUGUUGAUGUAAGAGAUAGCACAGUUAAAUAAAGUAAUUUACCUCACUUGCACAGUAGGCUAUAAUUAGGGCUUGAGGUUUUCAGGUUUUAUUUUUGAUCACAUGAUGUCCCUUUAAACUUAUUUUGAGCCGAUUCUGUUUUUCCUCAUUAAACUCAGAAAAAGCUGUUAAUUACAAAACAAUUGUCUUGAUAUAUUUUCUUGUCAACAUAAAAUACCCAGUACAGAGUGUAUUCACCCAUGAUUUGUAACAAAGAAAAAAUAUGCAGUUGUCUCUGGCCAAGAGAACACCCCUGGGGAAGCAAGCGAAGUGUCCUCUGAGCCGAACUGUUCUCUAAGACAGAGAUGGCCACCGGACACAAUAUGCCAAGGCCAGUCACGAUAUCAAUUAAUAAAUACAAAUGUAUUUGUCACUUAUGCCAUGACGCACGUGCAUCAACAUAUGACAGGAACAGAAUAAGUAAGAGAUAAACAAUAGGCAAGCGUCUGUUAAUAAACUAUAAUAAUAAACUGACAAACUAACAGAAAUAAACUAACUGACAAACUAAAUUAACAAAGCACUCCUACAGACAGUAAAAAUGCAGCAGUGGCUAUAACAGGAAUUAUGAAGAGGAGAAUUCAUUUUUAUAACAAUCGUUAUAAGCAGCAUCCCUACACAUGUUAAAAAUGCAGCAGCAGCUCCAGAUUACUCUUGCGAUGACAAGUCAGUUUUGAAAAGAUUGAAUAAACCAUUUGAAUUUGAGUUUUAUGAUGAUGAGUUAUUGGGUUGCAAAACAAAAUCGCUAUCGGUGCCAAAAGGGUGUUCUUUUAAGCGACGUUCCAAAGUUUACAAUGGGAAAAUUCAGUUUCACCACAAGGUUGUUCCCUAAGCUGAAGUGUUGUCUUCACAGCCACUUUUGCAGAAACCUAUCAUCAAAGCUGUUUACAACCAGUUGAUAAUGCACUCCUAAAAUCCAUAUUAGUUACAAUACAAUAAAUAAACAGUGCUUAAGAGACCUUUAUAUUAUAAGCUGUUUUCCUACCAAGGCAAAUCACAGCAGUGUGCUCUUGCAAACAGUUAUACUCAUAGAUCUAUUUAUAGCCAGUGGGUGGGUGUUUCAGUCUGCUGUAACAGUCUACUGUUGGGCAUGUUUCGUUCCCCUGCCGUUACGAAGGUGUGUUCAGAUUUGCAAAUCAAUCCAACAAGAAAAUAUAUAUUUAAGGUAUGUGCAAAGCAAGCUUGUGCACCCAAAUUAACUAGUUGUUUGGUUCUAGGGGCACAUGAGGAGCAAUUUUGGCCUACACAAAAAGCAAGUCAAGUUGAAUUGCUUUCAGGAGCAAUCUAUAGCCAAAAACACAGUCGCACGCACGCACGCACACAUACACACACAAACACUAUUGCUUGGUUGCCAGGGUAAAGCCCGGAAGUGUCUUCUGAGCGAAAAUUCAGGCUUGGCAAAUCUAAGACACAUUUGCUUCUGAUAGAGUACCAGGCUGAUGUAGAUCAUCCAGUUUCAGACUGUCUUGUCAGUGUCACAUAUGAUCCUGAGUUACGGGCUGCUGGCCCACACAGCAUUGAUCAAACGGUUUCCUGGACGUGCUAGACAUUGACAUCUGGUAUGACUGUUAACAAGGAGCACAGCUUCUCAAGGCUAGUCUUAGUUGUAUAACAUGCUAAAUAUUUAUAAUAAAUAAACCAAUGCAACUCAAGCUGUUGCAUAAAUAAGCUUCUGUAAUACAGUGCACAUUUAGAGGAGUACAACAGUCAUUACCUUACAGUAGAUACCCUCACACUGUAUCUUCUGCUUAGUUUGAAGCAGCAGGAACACUCGACUUGUCAGCUGUCGCUGUAAAUGAUCUUGUUAUGAACAAACCUGUCAUGUAUGAAAUACAGUGUAUCCAUGUCGCUUUAACAAAGCUGAUUUACAGAAGCCAUAUUAUAGGCUUGCAUGUGAAGCAUAAUACAUGUCUGUGGUACCAAGUCCUGCCUCUUUGGUAAAAUAAUUUGAGAGACAUUGCGGUCAUGGUAUUUGACGUCUCAGCCCACAGCUCAGUAACCCAGAGCAGAUGACCAGCAUUUAAUGCAAUGCAGCAAUCACGUUCGACAGCAACAAAACAGACCUGAGGUGUAUUCAGUUGAUCUCAACAGUGACACUGUUUAUAUCAUUACAAUAGGAUCCUUGGUCUACCAAGGUUAAGCAAACCAACAUCUUUAACUGCAUUUGAGGCUCUCCUUUUGUCUUUUAAAAGUAUGCAAUAAGCCAGGGAGGGUUCUUGAUUAAUUUGGAUCUACCACUGCUUUUUAACCCUUUCUGCUUUGUCAGAGACAUUUGACAUCACCAAGCGGAAUACAGUAUAAACGAAUGGAUAUGAAUCAACUUAUGAUCCAGUUCAGAGCAUGCCUCUUGAUGGAUCUGCAGAGCAGCCCAUAGAAAUGGCUGCUGAUGGCUGUGCUAGUAUAAAACAGUCAGUAGUCUGUCUGUUGAGCUAAAUGAAUAGAUCCCCCACUGAUAGUUCAGGUAUUUUCUAGCUGUCCGUGAUGUAUAUAGGUUUCUAUGAAAAGAGGCUAGUUUAAUUGCUUUCAGGAGCUACUAGGUAUUGAAAUGCAUGUCUGGGGAAAACAGGAUAUUUGAGAAAGUGUACCAUAAUAUACGUAUAUCCUUCUGUACAGCUAAACAGAUUUAAUUAUUACCAUUUAGCAAAGCUUCCCUUCCCAUGCAUAGCAGAAGAGCGGGACAGCAUGGUGUGCUGACGGUGCUGCCCCCUUGUGGUGGUACUCUUCCAUGACCUUUGGGGAAUAUGCUGAUUGUUGCUGACAUCUCUGACAGGUGGGCUCAAAAUAUUUCUUUAUUUUUUUUCCAUGUCUUUAUUUAUUAUUUACUUUCUUGAUUCCACAUCUUUUAGACACAAUAGUUUAUAUUGUUUUAGUGCAAUAAAUGUAAAGAAAUCUGUGUACAUGGCAACUAAAAUGUAUUUCAAAUCCAGGUGUGGAACAGAAGCACAUUUUUAGAACACUCCUGACAGUAACAACAACUUAUUACUAAUUGUAAUUCCGUAACAAUAACAAACUGAAUUCAAUAUAGAAAUGAAGUUUAUUUGAAAUGCAAAAUUAUAUAUAUGGAUUAAAUAUCCUAAAUUAACUUAAUGCAUUAUACUUUAUAGAUAUUCACUGGGGAUAUUUUAUUCAAGAAAACUGAAAGUGAAAAAAAAAUAAUAAUAAAAAAACUGGGUUUAAUGGUCUUAUAGGUAUAUAAAGUCAUAGCUUUGUAGCAGCUCUGGUAGUUACUUAACCCAGCAAAGUAAUUUUGUUAAACGUCUUUAAGGUUUUUCAGGUAUAAAUAAAGUGUGUUUGUUUCAAACAAGUCUGGACUUUUUAUUUAAUCUUAAUUCCAUUUGUGAUUUUUUUUUUGUAAGUGUAUGUGUUUUAUUGUGAUGUGUCAAAAUGUGUACAGGCAGAGGAUAUGGGUGAAUGCAGUGGUUGCUUACAGGCAGUGGGGCCUAUUUAAAUGAUUUAAACAACGUAGGAUGCAAAUACUGCUUCUGAAGGAGGUUCAUGAUAGGUAGGUGUUUGAGGCUGGUGGCAGUCACAGUUUUCUUUUUACACAGCUUAUCCAAUUCUUUACCACACGUUAUUGCAAUGGCAGAAAGGGUAGCAUUUAAAGCAGUGGUGUAUGCACUUGUAUUAACAAAAAUAAUAUAAAUUAAAAUACAAAACAAUGGUCACCCAAAAGAUGUGCCAUCACACUUAGAACACCAAACCCACAACCUGCAGGGUUUUUUUUUGUGUGUGUAUUGUUAAAAGUUGAUGUUACAGCAUCUCAUUGUGGAUAUUUUGGGGGGUGUCGUGCAUUUAUAGCUAUCGUUUCCACUGUGUUAUUAUCUUGAUGUAGAAAAAUAAAAAGCUGUUUCUAAAAACAUAAUACUCCCUAAAGCAGAAUAAUACAUGCCAAAAAGGAACGCAUAAACAAGCAGUGUGAAGCCAAAUAAAUAAAUAAAAACUGUGGAAUAAAAUGUGCAAUUGUUACUAUUUAAAAUGGAUUUUUUUUUUUUUACUAAUCGUAUUUUUUUUUAAGUGUUCUUGCAAUUUGCUGCAUUGGUGAUUAUGUAAAGACAAUACUAUGCUGUAGGAAUAUUUUAUGGGUUUUAGAGCACUUUGGUUGUGAGGGUGGUAUUUAGGAGAAGAAGCAUUCUGCAUUGUGUCUGCAGUUUCUUUCAAACAAAUGACAGUACAACAUAAAUCCAACACUGCACUGUAAAUGUGUCAAGUGCAUUAUAUCAUAGUAACAUUUUCCUUCCUUUUCUUAUUGGAAACAAGGCAAGUGUAAUUACUUUCAGCCUAGCAGAAACAUGGCUGGCCUGCUGAUGAUGCUGUGGCAGAAACAAACCACUAGAGGGCACUACAAAACUAUUCAACCAGAAACAGUGUAGCUGCAUACAGAGUACCAUACGCAUUUGAGAACAUGAGUUGGGGCAACAUGUAUUUCUUUUUAUAAAAAUGCAUCAAAUGUAAGAGUAGUGGAAGUUCAAAAUGGAAGUGGCCUCUUAUAACUAAAUCAGAACAGCGCCAUAAGGCAGCCCAGCGCUAAAAACACCAGCUCUUUUCAAGUGAAAGAUGUGAAA
This is a messenger RNA of Acipenser ruthenus (sterlet), 12905 nucleotides long. RefSeq names its product heterogeneous nuclear ribonucleoprotein R. Gene Ontology annotation, cellular component: nucleus; ribonucleoprotein complex. Gene Ontology annotation, molecular function: mRNA binding. The transcript is spliced from 12 exons. NCBI's taxonomy places the organism in Eukaryota, Metazoa, Chordata, Actinopteri, Acipenseriformes, Acipenseridae. The coding region runs from base 976 to 2835 and encodes 619 amino acids. The record is from RefSeq and is a predicted model, not a curated record.